UCAUGCACUCGAGAAAACUGCAGAUUCUACAUAAGUCAGUACUGUAAGAUUUCUGUGAGCAGGUGCUCCUAAAAUCACAACAUUAUUCAAGGACGUCACACUCGUUCAUCCAGGUGGGGAUCUAGAGCUCAAAUGCUCGGCCGUCGGACCGCCACAUCCCGUCGUGACGUGGACCAAAGGGUCACAAAAGGUCUUAACAAACGAUUCUGAAACAGCUGUGCUACUUAUAAAAAAGGCAGGAAAAGACGACGAGGGAGAGUACCGUUGCUAUGCGACCAACUACCUGGGAGAAGAUGUAGUGGAAACUGUCGUCUAUCUAAUCGGUCUGAUGUCAACAAAUAAUUAGUUUAAUUAGCUUUAUAGCGGUUUAAAGUUACGUUUUGUUUAGAAAAACCUCGUUUUAUUUAUAAACCUGCGGGUGUCGUACAGUUAUCCCUCUCUGGAAGUUUAAGCGUCAAUUGUACGGCGACUGGUCAGCCAGCUCCUAGUAUUACAUGGAAAAUGCCAUGUGGAGCGAAAUCGUCUCGUCAUUCUGUACUCGGUAACGGAACAUUGGUCAUCAGUGACGCUACUGUUUGGGAAACGGGUAUUUACGAAUGUAUCGCUCAUGGUGGAGGAGCAAUCGCGAGUGCUAAAAUUCAGAUCAUCGUUCCAACACUUGAUCAAUCAUGGAGGUUGAGUGACAGUUGUAGUGGUUUCAAGCAGUCAAAAUACAACAGUUCAGUCUCAUAUGCUGCAUCUUCAUCAAGUACAUGGUCGACAUCGAAGUAUUACUAUUGUCCUUCCGGAUAUCACUGGGCGUGUACAGAAGAAGGAAAGAAAAUAUUCAAGAAUAAUAAGAACUGGUCAGGACAAUACACGUACUAUGGCAAAUGUGGGUGGAGUGCAUACACUUACGGAGGAUAUAGUCGGGAGUAUUUUAGAUUUCGAGAUUCCUAUUCUACAAAUGCUGUCAAGCACGCCGGAAGUUAUGAAGAGUAUCAGCUUGAAUACACCUCCAGAACAUCCAAAUUUGCGGGCGCUGUUUGCAUUAUUAAUUAAUUAACUUAAUUCAACUGUAUCUUGCAAGAGAUUCAGAAACACAACUAUGUGCGUAAACUCACGCACUUAGUAUCAAUGUAGUUUACCAUAUAUAUUAGAAAUGAUUCGCACUCUUGAAAGAGUCGUAUCUAAAUAUAUUGACCUAAUCUGAUUGCAA
Corticium candelabrum is the source of this 1198-nucleotide messenger RNA. RefSeq lists its product as uncharacterized. NCBI's taxonomy places the organism in Eukaryota, Metazoa, Porifera, Homoscleromorpha, Homosclerophorida, Plakinidae. The transcript is spliced from 2 exons. The record is from RefSeq and is a predicted model, not a curated record. The coding region runs from base 502 to 1041 and encodes 179 amino acids.